AUGUUGGAGGGGAGCGGUGCGGGAGCGCCGCAGGCCGCCAGAAAAAAGCGCGUGCGGCACCACCGUGCGAAGAGAAAAGGAGACACCGCUGUGAACGCGGCGGGCGAUGCUCAGCAGACGUUGGAGGCAGACGUCGAAGAUGUGGCAACGGGGCCAACCCUUGAAGAUCCUGCCGCCGCUGGCACAACGGCAGUGCGUGAGGAAGACGUGGAGCGGCGCGCGAAAAGGCCCCGCAGGGAGGAGGCCCCGCUCCAAGAGGAAUAUAUGGAAGUUGAGGCUGAGGAAGAUGAAGAUGAAGAUGAAGAUGAAACAGCAAAGCAGGAAAGUUCCACAAGAGCGGAUGAGGCGAAGAAUACUCCGAGGCAGCGGGAUAGGGUUUCCUGUGUAUCCGACUACAAGGUGCUGAAGUUAAAUCCUCACAUCGUCGCCGCCCUCGAGAACGACUUUAAGUUUGGGGAGUUAACCGGUAUUCAGGGCCGGUGUAUCCCCGCCGCUCUCAACGGUCGGGAUCUGCUCGCCGAGGCAAAAACAGGGUCAGGAAAGACGCUUGCUUUCCUUGUUCCAAUAGUGGAGAUCAUUUCGAGAGCUGGAUUUCGACCGAAGAAUGGCACGGCUGCAGUUAUCAUUGGCCCCACACGUGAACUUUGCCUGCAGAUUGAGGGUGUGCUGCUGAAGCUACUAAAGCACUUUAACGGAUCGAUCACGUUUCUCUGCUGUAUUGGAGGCCAAAGCCGCAAUCAAGAGGCUUUUAAACUUGUGAGUGGUAUGAUGAUAGUUAUUGCCUCUCCCGGACGCCUGCUAGACCAUUUAAAGCUUACCACCGACUGGCUCACAAAAAAUCUUCUCGUUUUAGCUGUAGAUGAGGCUGAUCGUGUCUUGGAUAAUGGCUUUGAGGAGGAUAUGCGUGAAAUUGUCUCCUUGCUACCUAAGCAGCGUCAGACUUUUUUGUUUUCCGCUACGCAGACAACGCGGGUGGAGCAGCUUGCCCGUAUAUCCUUUUACAGGCCUCCACUCCUAAUUUCAAUGAAGCGUCGAGAGGAAAAGGCAACUGUCGACACACUGGAGCAGGGAUACGUCAUGUGCCCAAGCGAGCAGCGACUGCUGGUCUUGUAUCAUUUUGUUAAGCGUAAUCUAAAGAAGAAGAUGAUUGUUUUCUUUAGUAGCCGAAACGCCGUUAGCUUUCACUGUGAAUUGUUUAAUUACAUCGAUGUCCCAUGUGUGGCUUUUCACGGAAAGCAAAAACAACAUCAACGUUCUGCAACAUACAUGCAAUUCUGUAAUGCGCCUAGUGGCGUGCUCUUUACAACCGAUGUGGCUGCUCGUGGGUUGGACAUUCCUCACGUGGAUUGGAUCGUGCAGUUCGAUCCUCCUGAUGAUCCCGUGAAGUACGUGCAUCGGGUGGGACGCACAGCACGCGCCGGGCGUUGCGGAAAUGCUCUUAUGUUUCUUCUUCCUCAGGAGAAGCUUUUCCUAAAAUACCUCUACGACGACGCUCAUGUCACGGUGAGCGAGUUUACCUUUGACCUCAGUAAGGUGAAGCAGGGGGUGAGUGAGCAACUGGAGCAGCUGGUGAACACCAACUACUACCUCCGCACAUCCGCCCGUCGGGCCUAUGAGGGAUAUCUUCUUAGCUACAGCAGCUCGCAACUCAAGAAUGUCUUUGACAUUCACAGCUUAGACUUGGCUGCCGUGGCAAAGGGGUUUGCGUUGAGUGAGCCUCCGCCGCUGAAGUUGGACCUCUCUCAGUCCGCGGCGCACAUGAACAAAAAGUCACGUCGCGAGUUUCGUCACAUGAAGGAGUCCAAAGACAAGCAGCGUCGGUUAGUAAAUGAGCAGACCUUAAAGGAGCGCAAGUCAAACAUUAGUGGAGAGUGGUGA
This is a messenger RNA of Trypanosoma rangeli, 1878 nucleotides long. RefSeq names its product putative DEAD box RNA helicase. Bases 1 to 1878 code for a protein of 625 amino acids. Gene Ontology annotation, cellular component: nucleolus. Gene Ontology annotation, molecular function: RNA helicase activity; nucleic acid binding; ATP binding. Lineage: Eukaryota; Euglenozoa; Kinetoplastea; Trypanosomatida; Trypanosomatidae. The record is from RefSeq and is a predicted model, not a curated record. The transcript has a single exon. Gene Ontology annotation, biological process: maturation of LSU-rRNA from tricistronic rRNA transcript (SSU-rRNA, 5.8S rRNA, LSU-rRNA).